Molecule: messenger RNA, 4861 nt
Organism: Pocillopora meandrina
Lineage: Eukaryota; Metazoa; Cnidaria; Anthozoa; Scleractinia; Pocilloporidae
Source: the annotation of a GenBank genome assembly
AGAUAUCAUCUAACAUGAGAGUUUGAGCAGCGCGCGGACAGAAUAAGCAGACAUUCGCCUAUAUCGAGCGUAAAAAGUUUAUUCAAAACGCUGACAGUGGUUGUGUCAAGACAGUUUUGUUGUUUGCUGUACUGCUGUAUAUUUGAAUGAGGUAAGUAAACUCCUUCGUAUUUCUCGAACAAUGCUCGUUUCUCUGGGGUCGUUUCAAAAUUCGUGUUCACUAAAACAUUGGCUUUUGUUUCAUAGCACGCAAUAAUCGAUGUAAGCGUGUACCAAACUAAAAAUUUACUGUUUUUGUUCCAAAAUUCAAAUUUACAAGUGGCCAUUGUCUCUUCAUUUCAAGCUGUACAAUUUACCGUGUAACAAAUACAAAAUCAGUUCGAAAUAAAAUGUUACUGCAACAUUUUUGCUAAAAUAAAAUCUUCUACUGUUUUUCCGGCUCAGCCAAGAUUAAAAAUUGGCUAGUUUGUGGACCAAGUUUGGAAAAACAGUUUCUCUUUAGUAGGUAAAAUAUGAAAUAUAAUUUGAAUUCUAGACUUGGGUGCAUUGAAACAUAGUUUGCUUUUAUUGCUUGAAUCGUCUGUUUUGUGAAUGAUUAACUUGAGCGCACACGCGAGUUAUGAAAAAAGCGGUCCCAAGACCAAAUUUCGGUUGGAUUAUCUUAAGCCAAAAAGUUUCAAACUCUUCUGAUUUUCGACAAAGUUUUUCUCAUCACUGUAAGAUUAAAACGACACUGUAUGAAUUAAAAUCACACUCUGAUGUUGUGUUAACGACAGAUGGUAAAAUUUAAAACAAAGGCAAAAUAUUAAGUUUAAGGUUUUUGAAAAAAAAUAACUGUAGCGAUAAUAAUCGAUCUAUGAACAAUUUAAGUGUUGAAUAUCAAACUCAGAUGCGUACCAUAUUUUUCAAAGGGUCGAAAUGUUUUCGAUUCAAAUUUUAAUUUUUGCGGAAGUGAAAGUUACAGUUUUCUCUGGAGAAGUAUAUAAUUUAAACUGUGCGUAUUUUUAAAAUCGACCUUUCCAAAAAUCACCUUUUCUUCGACACUUUUGUAGCUCUAUGUCUGAUAAAUUGUCGAUCUGUCUUUCAAAAACGACAGGCUAAUGAUGAAUGUAAAAUACGCGUUUCUGUUAAAAACAAUUGGAAAACAUAAAUUACUGAUAAAGCGUUGAUGUGUUUUCGUAACUGAGCCUUGCUGGUCCCUGGUUGGCCAUUAUAAAACAAAUAAUUUUUUUAAAAAGCUGUAGUCGAUCGACUUGAUCUCCACCAUGCAGAUUGGUUAUGAUACAAAUGGCAAAAAUCCAAGUUAAUUUACAUCAAAGCCUUGUGACAAAGACUUUUUUCCCUGUGGCUUAGGUUGAGCUGUUCAUUUGCAAAGACCUGAUAAAGAGCGUUUUGAUCUUUCAAAAAUACUCUUGUGUUGACAGGUGUGUUUACAAAAGUUCUGCCUCUUCCUUUAAAUUGCGUGCGGAUUCAUCUGACGGUUGAAAUAAGAACACGCUUUCAAUUGAAGCCAGAACAUUUUCUAAGGCAAAAUGAACUCGCUGAGUACUAAAGGAGGAAAGUUACAUCCUAUUUAAAUCCUAUCCUUUUUUAAAAACAAAUUUUAGUAAGUAAAAAAAAGCCGUGUUUGGAAAGUUCAAUUGUCCUCACCCACAAGACAAAUGUUAUGUCACAGACCUUUGAGAGAGUGUUUACAAACGAUCGAGGAUAGGAUUCCGGAGCAAUAUUGCGGUUGUAAAAGAAUUCAUAAAACAAGAUUGAUUUUCUAAAUUUCGGUGCAAUAGUUUGAGACGAAAUGAGGUCAGAUGUUUAUGUGAAAAUGUAUUUUCCCGGAGUUGCUUGUUGCCAUAUAGAAAUGACAAAGAUGCAUGCAUGGUUCAGCGAAGGGUGAUAAAUUAGAAACUCCGCUUUUGAAUGAAGAAAGGCUGCUAUACAAUCACAUGUUAGAAUCCGAGUACCAAGAAAAUUUUUUUGAAUCCUUGGUGAUAUCAGGCACACCGUGGACUACUCAAUUUCGCGGUUCCGAUGCGCAACCGAGUGAGAUUCAGAAAACCUGUUGGAAGACAUCUGCCCCAAAUGAAACAGUUGUAAACACAGUCAUUUGCAUACAAGAUUUCAAAACAGUAGCAAUCGGUUCACCUGCUCAUUAUCUGAGAUGUCAUUAAGAGCGAAAAAACACGCGAAGGAUAUGUAAACUUAAUAGGAAACGCAUAUUGUCGAGAGGAUACAUUGAAAACUCGGCUAACCUGCUCUGUAAGGUAGUUUUGACUCUUUUAGUCGCGAGGAUUCAUUAAGGUAGGUUAAAAAAUUAAAUUUUUUUUGGAAUGACGCUGAGCUUUGUAAAGACGAUUUAUUAGGUAUUCAGAAAUAUACGUGCUCUGCGUACUCAGGAAUAGAUUGUGAAAAUAAUAGCAGAUUUGAUCUGUUAGACAACCUUGAGGUGUUUGCUAACUCACUUAGCGGUGAGUUUUUAUAUAUAUUUUCUCAAAAUGCUACGCCGUAAUCCGGUCAAAGAAGCUAGCAUAAUCAUUUCAAAAUUUACCAAAUGUGCGAAGUUAUGCAGCAUAUACAGACAUCUUUGCGACGUUAAUGUCCUUGCGAAACAUCCUAGCAAACUUCCAGCCUUUUACCCGCUUGCAAUGGUCUUGUUCAUCAUAAAACUCACGAAUUUUAUUUCAGUUUAGUUAGAGCUGAUGCCAAGCAGACGGUUGUAGAAGUUGAGUUGAUCUUCUUUGUGGCGUCGAAUGCGACAACAACUAUAUGUAGCAAUUUGUAUUUACUUCGUAUCUGCAUAGAGUUCGCAUUCGACAUCACUUAGGUGUUUAAUGUUUUUUUUUCGCCUCAGCUCAGAAGGCAACGAUCAACAGAGCUAUCUUGGUUUUUCUCUCCCGCCAAGCUAGCGGUAGAAAAUCAGACAUUGACAACAAAUUGACAAAGGGAGAUGGGGACGAGAGGCCAGCAAAAGUUUGGGGGGGUGGGGGUCGUAUGAGGUUGCUUUGUCUCGUCGUCCCUUUUGGUGACGAGUAAGAAAGAUCAUCAGCCCCACGGGAACCCUCCUCACUACCUAGGGGGUUUUCGUCAUUCAUUAUAUCGUUUUAUUUUCAGAUAUUCCACUAUGUCCAGAUGUUCAAAAGCUACUCGUCAGUUGUUGAGAACAGCAUCGUUUUGGGUGCUCUGCUUUCUUCUGCUAGCAUCCCUUGGAGCCCUUUUGUUCUCCGAGGUGGAGCGUCCCAGCGCUAUGAGCAGAUUGAAAUCCAAAGACGAAAAACUCGCAAGUCUUCAAAACGAAAUGAAAACCGAAUACAACAUGACCCAUGAAGAAUUUGCAAGGUUCGUUAAUUUAUCCAGUGAGGCUCUAAGUCUGGAUGGGCCUGCGUGGAAUUAUCUUGACGGGCUGCGGUAUACCUUCGAGACGCUAACGACAAUAGGUAAGCACAACUUAUGUGUCCACGUUUGGUUCUUUUGUGUUUUAACUUACGUACGAACGAACGAAGAACGGAAAAACGGUCAGAACCUUUUCACUAAUUUUUUUGUGUGAAACCUUUUAGGUUAUGGAGCCAUUUCUCCUUCCACCAGACUGGGCCAGGCAUUGUGUAUAGUCUUUGCAAUUCUGGGAAUUCCUGUUACAAUUCUGGCAUUCAAAUCUGUUGGUGAGCUUAUCAGCCUCGGGAUCAGUUCUACCAUCGCAUUUGUUGAAACGAAAUGCUGCAGAAAAGAACCGACUCAUGUUGAAGUAAAGUGUACGGUCGCCACAUGCUUGCUAAUGAUGAUAAUGCUACUUUUAGGAGCCAUAAUGCAAUCGAAUUUUGAUGAUUGGUCAUAUCUGGAAGCGUGUUACUUUUGGGUCAUUACCUUUACAACCAUCGGAUACGGCGAUUACAUCGCAGGAUCCGAAACCCGCGAAAAGGGCACCGGAAAUCCAAAAACCAAAGUUAUUAAGUCUUUAAACGUAGCGUUUCACAUUGCCUGGACCACGAUCGGCCUAUGCGUGUUUUCUAGCGUGCUUAACGCCGCAGCCACGUUUAUCGAGAAACGAACGCUCGCUAAACGGAGAUGCGGGAAGCGCAGGUGCUGCUGUUGUGCUGGCCAACAAGAAUCGGAUUCUGAAAAAGGUGACACACUGGAAAAAUACACCUACCAACCUAGUGCCAAUGGUCGUGCGCGUGACAAGAUUCAAAGUCGAGAAGACUACAACUGCAUGACUUAUGUAUAACACGUUAAUUAGACUACUUCCCUACACCAAGGGUCUCCGUUCCAUUUGACCAGUGUUUCGUCAAGCCUGCGCAUUAAAUAAAAAGCUAGAAAAUUAGAAGAGACGGGAAUGAUUGGCGCGUGAAGGUAAUUUUUUGAGCUGCGCACGUCUUCAGAAGAAAAUAUGGCCUGAUGAUUUAAAGCGUUUCUGUUCCCUCGUCUAAGGCGAAAAAGUGUAUUAGGAAAAGGCUUGAGUUUUCUUGAAUUAAGUUUCGUGGUCGAGGUGGGGUGAACUUCAGAAGGGAAGGUCUGCGCAGGGCUAUAAGUUGAGUCAAAGUUUAUUUCUGCAGCAACUUCCUUGUGGGACAGUCUUCUUCUGUGGAUUGCCAUUGCUUAGCAUUUUAGAACAAAUUUAAGGUACCGGGUGCCCAGAUAGCGACUACUUCAGCCACCAGAACUUAUCCCGACGUCUAUUGUACGCAUGAGUCUACUCCACCAGGGCGGGAAGCUGAUCCAUUGUAGCUUAACUUUCCUUCAUUUCCUGUGUCCUCCUGACAAUUUAUCAGUACUUAUCUAUACUUGUUUGUGGGGAGUCACUUUUUCGCAUUUGAUCACAUGCACAUGUAAAAUGCCUGUUACAAACAAUACUUAUUAUAUUAAAAAUUUUAAC